This is a messenger RNA of Aspergillus steynii IBT 23096, 680 nucleotides long. Its product is annotated as putative dUTP diphosphatase Dut. The record is from RefSeq and is a predicted model, not a curated record. Bases 67 to 648 code for a protein of 193 amino acids. The transcript has a single exon. Lineage: Eukaryota; Fungi; Ascomycota; Eurotiomycetes; Eurotiales; Aspergillaceae.
CUCUUGAACAGUUUCUACAAAAUCUACCCCCCCUAACCCCUUCUCUGGAGUGAUUGUCUAAUCACCAUGAUCCUCCCCGGUCGCACGCUCCACACCCGCUCCAUCAUCCAAAACCUCAAAUCACCCACCCUCCAAGUCCAACCCUGCGGCGUAGACCUCUCCCUCAAACGCGUCCUCCGCUUCACUUCCCCGGGAACCGUCGACUUCGAUAACACAAACCGACAGACCGCUUCGACAGUCGAGAUUCCCUUUUCGGAACCCUCCAAUCCCAGAAACACCAACCCCAACACCGCCCCUACAGCUACAGCUACCUCUACACCCAAAAACCCCAUCAACAACCCCGAAAGCAAAACCCUCCACCUCGCCUCAGGAACCUACCUCAUCGAAUUCAACGAAACCGUGACCGUCCCGCUCGACGUGAUGGGCCAGAUCUUCGUGCGCAGCUCGCUGUUCCGCUCCGGCGUGGCAGUCCACGCGGGCGUCAUGGACGCAGGGUACUCCGGGGCCGUGGGCGCGUUGAUGCAGGUGUCUAAUGAGCACGGGGUGAGGGUGUCAAGGGAUGCGAGGCUGGCGCAGAUGGUUUUUCAUUCUUUGACUGAGAGGACAGAGGGGUAUAACGGGGUUUAUCAGGGGGCGAGGGGGGUUUGAUUCUUAUGGAUGGAAUAGAAAUGGGUUGAGGA